CAAACCUAAAGACCUCUGUUCUGUCUGCAGCCAGGAGGAGACGCUUCGACAAACUGGAUGAGAUGUUGGCCGGGGGUCAACAGGAAGUGGUUCUUAGGGCCCGACCAGCAGAUGACUUUAGAGCGGCGACGGUGAAACAGAGACCGACCAGCCGGCGAAUCACACAGGCCGAGAUUAACUCGUUGUUUGAGCGUCAGGGUCUUGUUCCCCCCUCGGCUCCAGAGAAAAGCACCAUGGCUUUACCUCGAGGGAUGUCCAGAACCAAGAGCUUUGGCACGCCUGACGAUGACCGGAUCUCGGCUCUGAUCAAUGAAAGUCGCUUUCCUCGGAGCUCCUCGCUGACGGACGGCUUCAUCCCUCCCCCUCCUCAGAUGGCUCCGCCUCCUCCACCCUCCGCCUCCUCCUCCACAUCCUCGCUAUUCCUCCUGGACUCCGGCCCCCCCCCGUCGUUCCUCCCGCCUUCUCCCCCGGCCAGAGGGGAAGGGCUAACGCGCUCCAGCUUCAAGCCGGGGGCGGAGCCUAGGCUGGUGGAGCUCUGUGAUUCGCCGACGAGGAGCCACGCCCACGCUGAGCGCCAGAGGAAGGCUAGGUCGAUGAUCAUCCUUCAGGACACGCCUCCGCCACCGCCACUUCAGCCGGACACACACUCCGGCAGCACACACGCUCUGCACACCGCCACACACACCGCCACACACACACUUCACACGGCAACACACACAUCUACGCUGUCGCUGCACAGCACAAGCCCCGCCCUCGGUCACUCGCCGCUGUCACGCCGCCGAGGAAGAGCAAUAGAAAACCCGUACGCUAACGUUGGACAGCAGGCGCCGCCAUCCAAGCCACAGAGGAGGAAGUCACCUUUGUUGAAACAACUUCCUGUAGAGGAGCAAGGAAUAAAAGACCAGGACUUAUUGAAACCAGACGGACCCAGCAGCCCCAGUCGGGCGGAGAUGUACCAGCAGCAGGUUCUCUCAGAGCGAGCCCGGGUUCAGGGUCGGAGGUCGUCUCUCUUCCUGUCCGUCGAAGGAUCUGGGUCAGAGAAUCAGGUGACACUCCUAACUCUGAGCCAUUCGAUGGACGAUCUUGGCGAGCUUCCUCCUCCAGCCCCGGUCCUUUCACCAUCACCGACGCCUCACACCUUCCUCCACCCACUGACCGGGAAACCACUAGACCCCUCGUCUCCACUCGCCCUGGCUCUUGCUGCACGAGAACGAGCGCUCACCGCCCGAACCCCGAGUCCAGAGCCUCGACAUAAACACGGAUCUGCCUCACCUAUCCCCACCCCUGCAGCCAGUCCAGAUGGACGACACAAGCGCACCCCUAUCCCCACCCCGCAGGGCAGCCCAGAGCCUCGAUCCAAGCGCACCCCCCCUCAGACGAGCCCAGAGCAGCGAACAAAGCGUACCACCCCUCAAACCAGUCCGGAACUGAGGCACAAACGCAUAACGCCGCCUCUGUUCCCCGACGGACCGGUGGAGCGUCCGGAAACCGAGGGAGGAGUUACAUCGCCUGCCGCUCCAUCGCCCGAGCGUUGGAGACCGACCCCUUUGCCACCGCUGGCCAAUGAGAGUCACGCCGCUCUGAUUGACAGGCGCAGGAGCCUAACAGUGGGCAGCUCCGAGGAGGAGGGCGGGGCUUAUACGGUAACACUCCCGCCGGCGUUAUUGUCGUCAAGCGAUGAGGAAACCAGGGAGGAGCUUCGCAGAAUUGGCCUGGUUACUCCCCCCGCUGCCUUCGCCAGCCCUCCCCCUCUUCCUCCCCCAUCCUCCCUCACUCUGUUGACUCGACGAGGCGGGGAGGGAGGGGGAGGAGAUCCUGACUCUCUAGGUAGACGAGGUGAUGAGGAUGAAAGUGACGAACGUCUACAUGACAGCUCUUCCCCCAGCUCCCUCCCUCCCUCCAUCACCUUGGCCUCCCCUCCUGAUCCAUCCUCCCCCUCCUCCCCUAUAGCUACUCACCCAUCCCCUUCCUCCCCCACCACCGCCCCAUCUGUUUUGAAACCACGCCUUCGUUCACCGUUAGGUCGCGGUCGCUCCACGCUCCGUGAUCCUCUUCUGAAGCAAUCAUCAGACAGUGAGCUCCUCCCGUCUGCUGCCUUUUCCUCCUCCCCUUCCUCCCCUCUCUGUUCCUCACCCACUGGUGGAGGUGGACGUCAGCCUCGUUAUCUUUUCCAGAGAAGGUCGAAGCUUUGGGGCGGCGGGGAUGACGAUCGUCGGGGAUUCAGCCCGGAUGAAGGCGGCCGUCCAGCGGCAUUCGGGGGUCAUAUUGCCGGGUCAGCUGUGGAUCUGAGCAACCGGUCGUCUUCGGCUCUGGAGCUGAGCGGCCGGGCCGGGUCUGGACUGGAUCUGGUGAAUCGGCUACAGCUGCUCAACAAAGACAGUCAUUCUCUGGGGGAGGAGCCGAGUCCCCUGGAUCCGGGCCGGAGGUCGCCAGUAGGAGGUGCCAG
Molecule: messenger RNA, 2446 nt
Organism: Notothenia coriiceps (black rockcod)
Lineage: Eukaryota; Metazoa; Chordata; Actinopteri; Perciformes; Nototheniidae
Product: SH3 and multiple ankyrin repeat domains protein 3-like
Exons: 6
Cellular component (GO): dendritic spine; postsynaptic membrane; postsynaptic density
Molecular function (GO): synaptic receptor adaptor activity; ionotropic glutamate receptor binding
Source: RefSeq, a predicted model, not a curated record